This is a messenger RNA of Penicillium canescens, 210 nucleotides long. RefSeq lists its product as uncharacterized. The transcript is spliced from 2 exons. The record is from RefSeq and is a predicted model, not a curated record. Lineage: Eukaryota; Fungi; Ascomycota; Eurotiomycetes; Eurotiales; Aspergillaceae. Bases 1 to 210 code for a protein of 69 amino acids.
AUGGCUGGCGGACUGGACUUGGAUGGAUACAUUAUGCCUGUGCAAGCUUGGAAUCGAAUAAAGGUCCAUGAGAAGUUUUCGCGAAUGACGCGUGGCAAGCUGGAACAGUUAGAAGCGUCUAUGAGGCCUCAUAUCAAGUGUCAAGGAUUUGCCGCAAUCGUGGAAGAGCCCAUCUUCGAGAUUUUGUUAACCCAAAUUCUCAAUCAAUGA